GUCCGGGAACACGGUCCGAGCGCCUCGCGUUGUCCUUCAUUAAAAGAAACGUGCUCAAGUCAAAUCCAAGGUACAUUUCUGUGAGAAGUCUUGGACUAUGAAAAUGUGCCACGUGCUGUACCAAGCCUUAUCUGAUACCGUCACUGAUACCCAGUAACCGACUGCUAGUGUCCUCCGUCGCUAGUUUUCGUUUGGCAUCUCUUUAGUUUGAAAGAAUUGAGACUUCUUAUCAUCACUAUGGCUAGUAGCGACGUCGAUAGUUGCUGUGGUCUCCCUGACUGCGGUAUGCGUAGGAGCGAAGAGUCUUGUGAUUCGCAUGCAGCAGUUCCAACCCCAAGUAAAGCCGAAUCCCAGUCAGUCUGUGCUGACAGCUGUUGUGCUGACAGUUGCUGUGCUGAGCCGCCUCUUGAACCGAAAGUACCGCUAAACCAACCAGCCCAAGAGACCAACCAGCCAUGCUCCUGUUGUUCCGGUGACGACGAUAUUGAUGAUAAGCCGGCGACGGCGUCCAAAGCAGAGUCGAUUGCGCUGCAGACACUGUCUAUUCGAAGCAAAACUUCUGGUCGCGAGUCUUGUUGUGGUGCCCCUUGCUGCAAGAGUCCGGUCAGAAGAGGGAGACGCUCUAGAUUUUCAUGGAAGAAAAAAAGAGUAACCUGCUGCAGUGGAGUUGACGAACAGCGCGCCAAACAUACUACCGUCGCCGAUCCGUCACCUGAAGGUCAGGAUGGGCAGGAAAAGGUUCUAACCCUCAUGAUUACUGGGAUGGAUUGCCCAGCUUGUUCCCCCAGAGUCGAAAGAGCCUUGAAAAAUCUAGGAAUGGGGGACAUCAAGGUUGACUUUCUUGGUGCUCGUGCGAGCUGUACCUACAUCAGCGGCUCCACUGACCCAGAGACCAUUCGACACAAGGUGGAAAACGCUACCGGGUUUCUUUGUACCAUCGCAAGCUUGCGAAAUGGUCAGCGAACCCUUCGCGUUUCGUUUGCAAGAGCUGGUACGCCUACCUUAGAGACCCUUCAAAAUCUUCUCGGCUGUGAACAGGAGAUUAUGAAGCUCUCUAAAACCGACUUUCGCUUCACAAUUGAUUCUUCUGCACGCUACCCGACUGCGCGCGAAAUUCACGCUGCUCUGCUUGACAAGGGAUGGGUAGCCUCUCCUAUCAAUGAAGACGAUGAUGAGGCCGCUAUCGACGAAGCAGCCAGGCUGGAUUUUCGUCGCUCGAUCUCGCGCUUCGUCCUUUCUGCAGUCUUCACUAUCCCAGUCCUGGUUUUAGCGUGGUCUGAUGGUCGCGACAGCCAAUUCGCCCUCCGUGGUGGGAUUUCUCUUGGCCUUGCAUCGUUAAUUCAAAUAUUUUGUGCUGGACAUAUCAUCGUCGCCGCUGGGCGUGCGGUCAUCCUUGAUCAUCACUUGGACGCUGACGUGUUGAUUACUCUAUCUUCCCUCUCUGCGUUUCUGUAUUCCGUUGUCAGCUACGGAUACAACGUUGCCCACCAUCACGUCGAUCUCGAUAGCUUCUUCGAGACAAGCGCUCUGCUCAUCACGCUUAUCCUUCUUGGUCGUCUAAUUUCGAUCUACGCGCGGAACGCUGCUAGACGAAGUUCUAUCGGCCUUACGCCUCCACCUGUUGAGGUUGCCCAUUGGCUUGAUCCCAAAGCCGCUGAGGGCGUCCGAGAUAUUCACACGGCUUUACUAGAUAUCGGUGAUACCGUCGUCGUCCACGCCGGAGAAAUCGUUCCGAGCGAUGGUAUUGUCUCCGCUAACAUGUCAGAUAUCGACGAGUCGUUGAUUACUGGGGAGGCCGUUCCUAUAAUCAAAGGACCGGGAGCUCCAGUCCUUGCAGGAACCACAGUUCUUGGUCCGCAAUCAUUAUAUGUCCGCUUAUCGAAGACUGUACAAGACAAUUCCCUUGCAGAACUACGCCGCCUCACUACAGAGGCACGUUCGUCCCGAGCCCGUAUCCAGGACACAGCUGACCGGAUGGCACAACGGAUCAUCCCCGUUGUACUCGGUGUCUCUUCCAUCGCGUUCCUCGUGUGGGCCCUAGUCCUCAAGUAUGCAAGGCACGAGUCCUCAGGCAAAGCAGUCGCAGAUGGUCUCUCCUACGCCGUUGCAGUAUUAGCCUUGUCAUGUCCGUGUGCCCUCACAUUAUGUGUCCCUCUUGUCAUUCUCUAUGCACGGAUCGCGUCUCAAAAGCCGCCAUUUUCACUCCUCUUCAGAUCGUCUGCUGCCCUCCAACAUGCGCGUAUAGUAACACAUGUUAUUUUCGACAAGACGGGGACCUUGACGACGGGGAAGAUGAGAGUAGUCGAAGCGGUUUUCAACAAGGAUAAUAACGCAGGGAUUGCUGGAGGGCUGAUCAAGGCUCUGGUUGAGGGAUCGGAACAUCCAGUUUCCGCUGCUGUGGCCAGAUACUUGGCUGCAGAAAGUGCUUUAGUGGAGGAGCUUGACGAUGUAGAGACCGUUGUGGGGAAGGGUAUUCAAGCCAACUGGAAUGAUUCUAUUGUUCGUGGCGGAAGCGUUAGCUGGUGCGCAGUGCAAGAUGUUGAUGGCGUAGUCAAUAUGCUGGACGCUGGAAAGAGCGUUUUCGCUGUUACGAUUGACGAUGUAUUCCUCGCAGCGUUCGGAAUGGAGGAUGACCUCCGUCCUGAGAGCCCCGAGGUCGUGUCGUCUCUGGUGGCGAGAGGGAUAUUGGUGUCCAUCCUCAGCGGUGAUCACCAGAAGGCUGUUGACGGAGUAUGCCGCCAGCUCGGAGUCAAAGGUGUUCAGGCGAAGGGCAACUGCUUACCUGAAGACAAACGCGAUAUUGUGCGUAUGACUUCAUGGAGUGCAUCCUGUGCCCAGGACGACGUGGAGUUUGGGCACGAUGAUAGCAAUAACCGUGCGCGUACGCAGGAACGGUCACGACAAAAGAACAUCGUAGUCUUCGUGGGUGACGGGAGUAAUGAUACUGCAGCUCUCGCCCAAGCGGAUAUUGGUGUGUCCUUGGUGUCAGGCACGGCUAUAGCCAUUAAUUCGGCAGAUGUCGUUAUACUUUCCGGUGGCCUCAAGGGACUUCUCCAGACUAUCACGGUAUCGCGCAUGGCAUGGAGGCGUAUUCUGCUGAGCCUCGCCUGGGCGCUGUCGUACAACGUUCUGGCGGUGCUGUUUGGAUCUGGACUACUUGUCGAGGUCCGCAUAGAGCCGCAGUGGGCAGGACUGGGUGAACUUGCAUCCCUAAUGCCGGUGUUGUUGGUCGCUCAGUCGUGUCGUUUUUUCAAGUGAAGGCUGAGAGCAGGCGGCAU
Molecule: messenger RNA, 3278 nt
Organism: Desarmillaria tabescens
Lineage: Eukaryota; Fungi; Basidiomycota; Agaricomycetes; Agaricales; Physalacriaceae
Exons: 4
Coding region: 238-3258 (1006 amino acids)
Biological process (GO): monoatomic cation transport; copper ion homeostasis
Cellular component (GO): membrane
Molecular function (GO): P-type divalent copper transporter activity; copper ion binding; ATP binding
Source: RefSeq, a predicted model, not a curated record